AUGUUUUAUUACAGUGUUGCUGAUCCUCAGUCAUAUAAUCCUGGUAAAACAAAUUAUGAUCCAAUCAAGGAUGCUUGUUGGAAACUCGGUGAUAAUUUAUCAUCGAAUGAUUUAGUUCAUUGUGUUUAUUUAUGUGUUAAUAAACUUUCACCAGAAUAUGAUGGAAUUGAAUUAGGUAUUGGUGAAACAAUAAUUAUGAAAGCUAUUGCUGAUAGUACUGGACGUACUGCAUCACGUUCAAUACAACGUACAAUGUUUAAACCAAAACCAUUAACUGUUUCACAUGUUUAUAAAAAAUUAAAAGAAAUUGCACAACUAACUGGAAAUAAAAGUCAACAACGUAAAAGUGACAAAAUAAAAAGUCUUCUAGUUUCUUGUCAAUCUCAUGAAAGUCGUUAUCUUGUUCGAUCAUUAAUUGGUAAAAUUCGUAUUGGUUUAGCUGAACAAUCGAUGCUUGUUGCAUUGGCACAUGCAUGUAUUUGUAAUCAAUAUUCAAAUUUAAAAGAAACAUUAUUAAAAGAACGUCUUGAUAAUGGUACACUUGUUGUUAAAGAUGGUUUUUGUCAAUGUCCAUCAUAUGAUAUACUUGUUGAUGUACUUGUUAAUAAAGAUGGAAUUGAUAAAUUAAAAGAUUUAUGUAAAGCUACGUCUAGUAUACCCAAUGAAACCAAUGUUAGCACAUCCAUCGAAAGGUAUUGA
This is a messenger RNA of Rotaria sp. Silwood2, 699 nucleotides long. NCBI's taxonomy places the organism in Eukaryota, Metazoa, Rotifera, Eurotatoria, Philodinida, Philodinidae. The record is from the annotation of a GenBank genome assembly.